This is a messenger RNA of Prorocentrum cordatum, 495 nucleotides long. The record is from the annotation of a GenBank genome assembly. Lineage: Eukaryota; Dinophyceae; Prorocentrales; Prorocentraceae.
AUGAUUGCGCUGGCAAGUGGCGCUGUUUUCGCAAUCAGUGGUUGUGCCGACUUGCGGUCUUAUUGCCGACGUACGUCGCAUGGCAGUACGGUGCACGCGAUUUGCCCCGAAACGUGCGGCUUAUGUACGGCGCCGUGCGCAGAUGAUGACGCCCGCGCGAUCGCUCUUGCAAGUGGCGCUGGUCAGGCGAUCUGUGGUUGUGCCGACUUGCAGUGUCAUUGCCAACGCAUGUCGCAUGGCAGCACCGUGCAGGCGAUUUGCCCCGCAACGUGCGGCACAUGCACGGCGCAAGGCCAGAAGCUGGCCGAUGAGAAAGGUCCCAGCGCUCACGGACUCGUCGUUUGGAUCAAAGAGCUGACAGCGCCCCCAAUGAGCAAACGUAACUGGAUCGACGAGCCGAGGGCGGUGGCCCCCCCGACAAGUGCCCCCGCGGCAGAGGCCAGGCAGAAGUCGGAGGAGUUCAGCACUUCGGGCGCCGAUUUGUUUUGCCCGUAA